Bombina bombina (fire-bellied toad) is the source of this 819-nucleotide messenger RNA. Its product is annotated as A disintegrin and metalloproteinase with thrombospondin motifs 16. Lineage: Eukaryota; Metazoa; Chordata; Amphibia; Anura; Bombinatoridae. The record is from RefSeq and is a predicted model, not a curated record. The annotation marks the transcript as partial. The transcript is spliced from 3 exons.
AGAGCUCACACUCCGCCGGUAUCAGCAUGAGGCAACACUGCACCUCCUCUCCACAGCAGCCCAAUACACCUCCACAGUACAGUGAGUGGAUCAGGGUGUGUGAGGAGAGUUCUGGGUGGGAGGGCAGGAGCUGCUAAUCUCUUCUUUGCUCCCAGCCCUUUCUUCUCCAGAGAUUCGCCUCUACUCGUUUCAUCUGUGUGGUGGCAAACAGCCAUGGAAUCAAAUACAUCGAUUUAAACUUGGUAGACUCCUCAUCUGACACAGCGGGGGAGGUGUAAGGCUACAAGCAGCACAACUACUUACACUAUGGGCUAGGGUAGAGCACACCCUCGCCAGUUCUUGCCCUGCUGGGGAUCACCAUGGUUGUAUUAGCUGCUGUUUGCGCAGAUCAUGGAUUUAUAGUACCAAUAUAUAGUAGAGGAACCACUUGUUGCUCCUAAAUCUCUUGCAUGCUGGACCAGUCUAGAUACUGUCUCCCUUAUUUGUUCCUGAUUUUCUCUUUUGGUAUUUAAAAAAGGGUUGGCCUCAUGCCAUUUUAACCUUUGCAUCACCAAGAGGGAGGAGGAUGCUUCUCAGCUGUAGGUUGCUAUGUCGACGUUUGGCUACUGCUUGUUGUAUCCUUUGGAUCCUCACGUUCGUCCCAACUUCCACUCAGGUCCAAAGGCCCCCAUAUCACAGAGGAUACAUCCCCAGAUUUGGCCCUGAGCACAGUCAACCUGCCAGUUCCAGCAAUGAGUGGAGUUCAUGGCACAGCUGGUCUCCAUGCUCUCGAACAUGUGGUGGGGGCGCUGCAGUGCGCAGCAGGCAGUGUCUCAUCAG